CAACUCUGGAAACUUCUGCUACUUAAACGCUGUGUUGCAGUGUGUUUGUUCCACGGUGCCCCUUGUGGAGCACCUCCUACAUCAGGACACUCGCAAAGAGCUGGCGCGGGCCAAGUGCCAAGUGGCCCAGGUGUUUGUACGCCUCCUGGAACAGAUGUGGCUGGGGAGGAGUUCCAGCUGUGCCCCAGUGGAGGCCAGGACAGUGCUGUGCUCCAUCCUGCCCCAAUUCAACAACCACUCUCAGCAGGAUGCCCAAGAACUCCUGCUCCUCCUCUCCAGCACGCUCCAUGACGACUUGAAGAAGGUCGGGAGGUGCAAGAUCCGCUUCUCCAAGCACCAGCUGAGGCGAGACCAACACAGAAACUGUGCUUCUACACUGGGGGAGUCCACCAUUGUGACCAAGUUGUUUGAAGGCCAGUUGAGCUACAUGACGGUGUGCAUGCAGUGUGACCACCAAGCCCACAGCAUGCAGACCUUCACCGUGCUCUCCUUACCCAUUCCCACAAACACCAGCAAGUGUUCCAUUCAGGACUGCUUGUCUCUGUUCUUUGAGCAAACUCUCCUGACGGGGGCAGACAAGAUGCUCUGUUCAGCCUGUGAGCUGAGGAGAGAAACUGCAGUCCUCACUUGUUUGGACAAACCCCCUGAAAUCCUCAUACUGCACCUGAAACGGUUUGGUUGCAAAGGAAAGAACCAAGUGAAACUCAGGACUAAUGUUGUCUUCUCCAUGAAACUUGAUCUCAGCUUAUUUCUGUCCAGCUCGGAACAGAACACCUCAUAUUCCUCCUAUCGUCUCUAUGCGGUUGUGAACCAUGCAGGUCAACUGAACAUGGGUCACUACACAGCUCUGUGCCACAACACCCUGACCCAAACGUGGCACUGUUUUGAUGACUCGGAGGUCCGAGAGAUCCCAGACAGCCACGUGCAAUCGGCAGACGCCUACAUCCUGCUUUAUAGCCGCAAGCCAUUCCGAAAACCAAAGAUUGUUGGACUUUAAAAGGUUGUACUGAUAUACACAGAGAAGAGUUGUUUUCUGACUUUGCAUCUCUCUAAUGGCGACAUUAGAGACUUACAACCACAAAUUCAAAUCUGUUUUAAUAAAUAGUCAUAAGUUGUUUGAGGUUAAUAUAUUUGUUAUACUUGAAAGCAUUGAGAAAUCAACAUUUACAGGAAAAUAAGAGUUUUGAGUCUCAUGCUAGGCGAGAAAAGUGUUCCAAGUAGCAAGUGAAAUCCCUGCACCUCCCCUCUCUGGUCCAUUUCACCCAACCUUGUGCUUGCGUUUAGUUGAUUUAGUGUUGACCUAAGAAAUCAUGUCAAUUCUAAUCUAUCAGGUCGUCUCAUAUGUGACAGAAGAUAGAAUUAAACCAACCGGAUACAUGUUAAUUUCACAGACUACAAAUUUGAUCUUCGAGAAUCAA
Molecule: messenger RNA, 1418 nt
Organism: Dunckerocampus dactyliophorus (ringed pipefish)
Lineage: Eukaryota; Metazoa; Chordata; Actinopteri; Syngnathiformes; Syngnathidae
Product: putative ubiquitin carboxyl-terminal hydrolase 50
Exons: 6
Coding region: 155-997 (280 amino acids)
Biological process (GO): protein deubiquitination
Molecular function (GO): cysteine-type deubiquitinase activity
Source: RefSeq, a predicted model, not a curated record